ACUGUUGACAUGGGCUCAGUUGAGGAGUACAGUGAAGUCUAAGUGCGUGGUGCCUUAAACAUUGCAGUGCAGCCUACAGCAUCACAAAAAGCUCAAGACCAUAAUGAAAGUCGGGCUCGCGACUUUAUUUGUCUUCGUAACGUACGUAUGGAUAGCUGUAUGUGCCCCGCCGACAUGUUACUCAAGAGUGUUAGGGCUAAGUAAGGAAAUAAUGGAUACGUUACACAAAUUACAUAAACAUCACCGCACGAAGGACUGCGCCGAGGUGUUGCCAAAGCUGUUUAUAGACGUGCACAAUUCCUGCGUCAUGCCUAAACUCAGAGACUUUCUUUACGUCGUGGAGAAUCUACCCACACCUCACUGCAGAGCGCGUCCUAGAGUCGCUGUCCUGCGGCGCAAAGUCCGAAACUUAUAUACCAUCAUCAACAGAGUUUGCUACCGUGAUCUCGUGUAUUUCACCGAUGACUGUGAGGCUAUAGAGACAGGACACAGCAGUCCACGAUACGGAGAAGACAGACUUCAAUUGUUAGAAGAGAACUGAGUAAACAUAUUUACUUCCGUGCUGACGAAACUUUUAAACUUGUAUGUUGUAUCUAGGCCUAACACAAAACUAGAGUAAAGUAGAUGUAAGUUAACUGAAAUAAAACAAAACACAAAUAUUCCUUGAUGAUUUAUUCCCCUUGGUAGUGAAAACUUUCCACAGGAAAUGCUCAGAAUGCCAGCCAUUCCAAUGAAAACCUUAAAAUAAUAAACCAUGGCAUAAUAUUUGCUUCCGCUGAAUAGUCCACUUACACACACACACACACACACACACACACACACACACACACACACACACACACACACACACACACACACACACACACACACACACACACACACACAUAACGUUAUGCUGCUCUAUUCAUUCACUUCUAUAGCCUACAUGUCUGUGAAAGUGCCAGCAUGAAGUCAUGCCUUCAUGUUGGUUUUCCCAUUCAAAAUGUACUUGUCCUCCUACAUGCUGAUAUAGCCUUGAUCUUCUGGUUACAUUAUAUGCUGCAUAUAUGCUGAUAUUUGUAUUUUACAGUGUAUCUGUAUUAAAAAUCUUUUUUUCAGA
Molecule: messenger RNA, 1099 nt
Organism: Sardina pilchardus (European sardine)
Lineage: Eukaryota; Metazoa; Chordata; Actinopteri; Clupeiformes; Clupeidae
Gene: cytl1
Product: cytokine-like protein 1
Exons: 4
Coding region: 104-541 (145 amino acids)
Biological process (GO): positive regulation of transcription by RNA polymerase II
Source: RefSeq, a predicted model, not a curated record